Messenger RNA from Schistosoma rodhaini, 935 nucleotides. The record is from the annotation of a GenBank genome assembly. NCBI's taxonomy places the organism in Eukaryota, Metazoa, Platyhelminthes, Trematoda, Strigeidida, Schistosomatidae.
UGUAUAAUAUAUUUUUACUGUAUACUAACUGUCUUCUGAUUGGCUAAUAUUUGUCAAGGUCAUUUAAGAUUCGUUCAAAGGUCGGCAGUAUAGUUUAAUCCUACCGUUUAGAGCGUGGUUUCAGAAGACCAGGAAUAACGUUCCGUGUACUCGAAUCGUUUGCUCUAGCGGUCCAAGGUAAUCAAAGGAUGUGAGAAUGUUUUAGAUUACCUAGUGUUCUUCACUAGUCCCUGAAACUUCUACGGUUAUCAGCCGAAUCGACAAGUAUCUGUUGGAUUGUGUCAAAGGUCCCAUCUGUAUAUUUCACAAUUAAACGUUAAAUGGAUAAACUUUCAGAUUCGCUUCAACGUGAUAUCAACAGAUUACAAACUGAUUAUCACAAUGCCAUUGAAAAAGAAUUAGGUAACCUGGAUAUUGCUUAUCUCCGCAAAAUACAGGCCAACUACUUUCAGUGCGGUUUAAAGUGCUGUGCGGAUCCUGAUGCCUCUGUUACUGAAGUGCAGCGUUGCGUAGAAAGGUGCGAAAUUCCGUUAAGUCAAGCACAUGAAAUAAUGCAAUCUGAGGUCUCCUCAUUCCAAGCAAGAUUACAACUGUGUGCUUCUGAAUGCGCCAAUCAAGCGCGGGACAAGUUACCUUCAAAUGCAUCUGAGUCACAGCUGAAGAAUGCUCAACGUGAAAUACUAGCGUGUUCUCAAAAAUGCGUGGACAAUCAACUAUCAGUGGGACUUCCAGCCCUUAUCACUCGACUAAAAGAUCAAUUGCAAAAGUUGAGACAAAACCAAAUUCAGAUUACAAAUUAGUUUGUGUAAUAUAAGUAGUAAAACUAAAACCCUUUUGCAAAUGAAUUGUAUAGACCAGUUUCUUCAUUUUUAAUGUCAAAUACAAAAUUGGUACUCAUGAAUCUUUUGCAAAAAAAGGCUUGGUGACUUGUUUCC